AUGUCCACGCCAUAUAUUGAACGCGGAACGAGCGAGUUUGCUGCUCUGGCCGGUGCCAACAAAGCCGAGGACGCAGCUGGAGCAGAGGAAGAAGACGCCUCUUUCGGCCUGAAAGAUAGCCGCCCAGAGGUGUCUACGGACCAGGGACCGGGCACGAACAGCCCGCGCGAGCCCGAUGAUAGUUCCUCGCUCAUGUCGACUGCGACAACAGGAAUACGGUUAACGGCCAGCAUGGAGGCGACGGCCUAUACUGCGGAAUGUCCUGCCAGUCCGCAGCAUACUUCGGAAGAUGUUGUCCACGAAUCUUCCUGGACAGGCAUAAGUGCCCAGCCUAGCUGGGGAAACCAAGACCUCUCUACCGUUACGAGACGCGACAUCGUGGCGAACUCGCCUGAAAAGGUAGAGUUUCUACGACUGAUAGAAGAACCACCAGAAGACGAUGAUGCCGAGGAAGAUCUGUACACUCUCAUUUCAGAUGCUUGCAUUGCAAUGUUACGGGCUCACCAUUCGCUCUCGAUCGAUCCACGUCAAUUUUCUCUUCAACAAUUCUACGUGUCCGAGACACUUUACUUUAUGUUGGCGGAAGAUGCGGGCAGCCUCACAUACUUAAAGGCAUCACCUACUGAAGCACGCCCUCUAUAA
Messenger RNA from Fonsecaea pedrosoi CBS 271.37, 642 nucleotides. RefSeq lists its product as uncharacterized. Bases 1 to 642 code for a protein of 213 amino acids. Lineage: Eukaryota; Fungi; Ascomycota; Eurotiomycetes; Chaetothyriales; Herpotrichiellaceae. The transcript has 2 exons. The record is from RefSeq and is a predicted model, not a curated record.